CCUAGUGUCAUAUAUAUAAAAGAUAACUCGAAACGUUUAUUGAAGAAUGAUGUAUUGCAAAUAAAAUAAACGAAUACGAAAAAUAUGUGUUAUAAUUAUUUGUGUUUUAUUUGGUGUCAAUUGUUGAUUAGUUAGGUAUUAUUUGGCGUUAAGCGUUGAUUAUGUGGGUGUUAUUUUGCGUUGUUUGCCGAUUAUUUAGGCGUUAAUUUGUUAGAAACUUUGUCGAUUAUUUAGGCGUUGAUUUCGUCAAGGCCUAAGAGACACAUUUUUUCGAGCUCGGACAAGCCAGCUGAAUUCUUUAAAAGGCACAUUUUUUUGAGCUCGGACAUGGCACAUGAAUUCUCAGGGCCGACCCUGAGCGAAAGCAUGCUCACUAUCUAUAGUUCCGGGCAAAAACCCACAGCACAAAGGCUCACUCUGUAACGCCUACUUGAGAUAGGAUUCGAACUUAAACUUAAGACCUGUAGCCUUCAACCCCAAAUCUUCACAUCCCCUCCAAUCUCAGUUAUGCAUAUCUGAAUACUAUCUGAUUAUAAAAAAUAGGUGUGAACCAUAUAUAGCGUGUUUGAUUAUUUUAUAACGUGCUGUAAUUUUUUCCUGGAAAAUAUUUGCAUCGGAGUUGUAACUUUAUUUUCAUAGGAUGUGUUGCAUUUGCAGCUGAAACAUGUGAUGUGCACGUUACCAUUUUAUAAUUUCAAGGCUAGUAUAAGACAAGGAUCACGUGACUUGUUCAACCUUUUACAUUAAUCCAAGUCCUGACUUGCUUCUUCUUUAUAUUCCCCGAGGUGACCACCAAUUUGAAUAUUUGAUCAUUUGGCGGUAAAUUGUUUGUACCAAUAAUUAAUCUUACCAGCUUCUUUAGACCUUUGGGUAUGGGGAUCGGCAGAGGGCCGUCCCCUCCAUUUAGCCACGUCCCACACCGCCCUCUUGGGGCCGUCCUUGGCACUUCCGUCGGAUAUGUGACGCCGAAGACGGGGCAAGCUAGUGGGCCCCCCAUGGCAGCUUCUCUCUCAUCCUCAUAUAUAUAUAUAUAUUAAUAUAUUAUUAAUGGUAGGGUAGUCUUGGCUAGUCCCCACACCCUUGGGUAGUCCCUAAAGAGACUAUCCUCCUCCCGUGAUUACGUGGCGCCUACAUGACGGGUAGUCCUUUGGAGACUAUCCUCCCCCAUACACAAUAGUCUUAUAAUUAACCUUUUACGCCUUUCAAAAAAAAAAAAUAAUAACCUUUUACAUCCGGCUGCCACUUGAUCACUUGCUUGCCGCUGCACUUACAGAACCGGCUGUUGCUAGUUGCUACUAUAUAUUAUCUACUUCUCUUUCACCACCGCUCGCUCGCUGCUACUCUUCAGAUCUGCUGCUCCUUUUCAUAUCCGUUUCUACUCAUCACCAGAAUCAUGACAACAACAAUCGCCAAGUUUGCUCACUUACAGAUCCCACUUGAAGACGUUGUAAAGGCCACUGAUAACUUUCAUCAUGAUAACAUCAUCGGACGCGGUGGAUUGGGACAUGUAUACAAAGGACAACUCCAGCGGUCCGGGGAGUUGAUCACGAUUUCUGCGCUGAGGUUAGAUCGUAAGCACGGUGGAGGAGUCAUCGAGUUCUGGACCGAAGUUUCAAUGCUUUCUGAUCUCAGGCAUCCAAAUAUAGUCUCUAUGGUUGGAUUUUGUGAUGAGAAUCAUGAGAAAAUCAUCGUAACCAUGUAUGAGGCCAAAAAUGGAAGUCUCAAAGAGCAUCUAAGCAACCCGAACCUCACAUGGACGCAAAGAUUGAAAAUAUGUGUAGGCGUGGCUCGUGCGUUGAGUUACCUCCAUUAUUACCAGCGCCGUGGUUAUGGUGUUAUACAUCUCAACGUCAACAGCUCGACAAUUUUAUUAGACGAGAACUGGGAACCUAAGUUAUCUGGUUUUAAAGUUUCCAUCAAACAAUCACUUAACCGAAUGGACCAGGUCUUCCUUUCUGAACCUAUUGGCACAAUAGGGUAUUUGGACCCGGAAAUUGAAAAGACCAAAGGGGUGACCUGCAAGUCGGAUGUCUACGCAUUCGGUGUUGUUUUAUUCGAGAUAUUGUGUGGGAGGAGAGCAUAUAUUAGGAACGAUGCUAAUAGGUUACUAGCUCCAUUGGUCAUGCAACAUUAUGAAAACGAAACGUUGCCAGAUAUAAUCCAUCCCGAUCUAAAGAAUCAAAUUUCCGGAUACCAAAUAUCCGUAAGAUCACUCAGAACAUACUCAGAAACGGCAUAUUCUUGCUUAAAGGAAGGGCGAUCACAUCGCCCACAUAUGCUCAGUAUUGCUAAUGAACUUGAGAAAGCAUUGGAGAAAGCAUUGAAGUUUCAACCCCCACCACCUGGAAAAUUUGGAAAUAAUUUGGAACACUUGAAGAUUCGGCUCAAUGAUAUAAAGUUAGCCACCCAUAAUUUUUCAAACGCAUACAAAACUAGUACUAGCAAGUGGCAUACUUGGUACGAAGCAGAGCUCAACCAUUUUAAUAAAGAAAACCCUUCCUUUGUAGAAAGGAAGAGUAAAAGUAAACAAUCCAAUAGACAGACCCUUGUAGUUAUAAAGCGCUUCCUUUCUAAAGAUGAAGAGCUCGGAGAAGAACUAUUUUUUACAGAACUUGAAGUGCUUACUAGUAUUAAGCAUCACAACAUAGUCACUCUAAUAGGAUUUUGUGUUGAAGGUUUCGAGAUGGUACUUGUCACCGAGAAAUUUUUUAAUCGUAACCUUUCGGAUUAUUUGGGAAAUGUCAAUGACAUGUAUAUAUUAACUUGGGAAAAACGUUUGAAAAUCUGCAUUGAUAUUGCACAGGCACUGAUUUAUCUCCACAAUGAGAUGGAAGACAAAAAAAUGAUAAUACACGGUAAUAUAAAGAGCCACAAAUUUGGGAUAGAUGAGAAUUGGGUGGCAAAGAUUGAAGACUUUGAGUUCGCCGUAUUCCUACCUCCAAAUCAAAAAGACGAAGCUAUGUGUGAAAGGGCAAGAUUUAAGUCAAAGUACUAUUUAGAUCCAGAAUAUGUGAAGACCGGUAAGCUAAACAGAGAGUCGGAUGUGUAUAGCUUUGGAGUAGUUUUGCUUGAAAUUCUAUGUGGAAAGUAUGCUGAUGACCAAAUUUUCCUUAAGAAGAGUGAGGAAGGGCUUGUUCAUGUUGCAAGAGGAAACUUUUGCAAUGGAACAAUAAAGGAGACGAUAGAUCCUAUACUAAAGGAAGAAACCCGUAAAAUGAGUUAUAUUUCAAAUAGAGGAGCCAACAAGGAUUCUUUGCACACAUUUCUAGAAGUUGCAAACCAAUGUGUGGCAAAGACUAAAGAUCAACGCCCAACUAUGACAGUUGUUCUCAAUGAACUUGAGAAAGCAUUCAUCUUUCAAGUAAGCUUGCCUUCUUUAUGUGUGUAUAUAACCAUAGGGUUCAUAUUAGCUUAAUGCACAAGGAAUACAUAUUACACAUAUAAAAUGCUACAAAA
Helianthus annuus (common sunflower) is the source of this 3456-nucleotide messenger RNA. RefSeq names its product receptor-like kinase LIP1. NCBI's taxonomy places the organism in Eukaryota, Viridiplantae, Streptophyta, Magnoliopsida, Asterales, Asteraceae. The transcript has 3 exons. Bases 1394 to 3415 code for a protein of 673 amino acids. Gene Ontology annotation, biological process: protein autophosphorylation. The record is from RefSeq and is a predicted model, not a curated record. Gene Ontology annotation, cellular component: plasmodesma; plasma membrane. Gene Ontology annotation, molecular function: transmembrane receptor protein tyrosine kinase activity; ATP binding.